GUAUGACGUAGCCAUAGCCGACAGCAGCUGCUCGGGAUACGGGUCGCUGCCUGGAUGACGUUUGAGAUUUUGUCGAAAAAAUCACAAUGACUUUAGUUCAAAAAGCUUUCUUUUGGAAAAAGAGUUCGUCUAUGUCAUUAAUCAGUCAGCAGUAGAAGCAGACAUCAGCGCUUUUCCACACCGUUUAUCUCAUCCCAGCUCAGCCUGAUUUCCCAGGUGGCUUUGCUGCACGGGGUUAGAGGAGCAGAAUGAGCGGGGCAGCGCUGGGCAUCGAGAUCGUGGUGGUCUUUUUUCUGGCUCUUUUCCUUCUGCAUCGGUAUGGAGACUUUAAGAAGCAGCAGCGCAUGGUCCUGUUCAGCACGCUGCUCGCCUGGUACCUGUGCUUCCUCAUCGUCUUCAUCCUCCCUCUGGACGUCAGCACGACAAUCUAUAGACAGUGUGUGAGCAGCCACCAGGCUCCUACUCCUGGACCUCAGAUCGCCAACCAGACGACAAGAAAUGCAACCAUGGCACCUACUAUUAGCAUUGCAGCAGUGUGUCACAAGCCAUGGAGCUACAUUCCCGAUGGGAUCAUGCCUGUCUUCUGGAGGGUUGUGUACUGGACCUCACAAUGUCUUACAUGGCUUCUUCUGCCCUUCAUGCAGUCGUAUGCCCGCUCAGGAGGCUUCUCCAUCACAGGCAAAAUAAAGACCGCUCUCAUCGAGAACGCCAUCUACUACGGCACCUACCUGUUUAUAUUCGGCUCCCUGCUCAUCUACGUAGCUGUACAUCCUCAGUGGAGUCUGUCCUGGUACGAGCUGCAGACGAUCGGAAUCACAGCAGCCAACACGUGGGGUCUGUUCCUGUUGGUGCUGCUGAUGGGCUACGGCCUGGUGGAAAUCCCACGCUCUUACUGGGAAGCGUCUAAACAAGGACACCUUCUCAUUAAGACUUAUUUCAAAGCGGCUAAGCUGAUGACAGAGAAAGCAGAUGCAGAGGAGAACCUGGAGGAUGUCAUGGAGGAGGUGAGGAAGGUGAAUGAGUCUAUUAAGUAUAACCAUCCCUUCAGGAAGUAUGUUGAUACCAUCCUUAGAAAGUGCCCUGUUGAAUAUCAGGAGAAGAUGGGCAGGAAUAUGGACGACUAUGAAGAUUUCGAUGAUAAACAGAACACGUAUCCCAGUGAAAGGAGUUUGGUGAAGCUUCACAAGCAGGUGAUUUAUGCUGUGCAGAGACACAAUCGUACACAGGUACAGUGGCAGAUUCUUCUCGAUCAAGCCUUUCACCUGGAAGACGUGGCGAAAAACGAGACCAGCUCUUCUCACCAGUUCAUCCACAGCUUUGCACCAACAGAACCUGCAAGUUGGUUAACCCGCUACAUCUACACACCUACUGUAGAGUGGUAUUGGGAAUGUUUCCUGAAGCAAUGGUUUUAUCGUGCGUUGGCUGUUGUCCUGUCUCUCUUCUCCAUGGCUGUGGUCUGGUCUGAGUGCACCUUCUUCAGCACUCGCCCUGUCCUCUCUCUCUUCGCUGUGUUCAUCCAGCUCGCAGAACGAGAUUACAACUACCUGUACAUCGAGAUGGCAUGUUUCAUCACAAUCUUCUUCCUGUGCACUUGCGUGUACUCCACUGUGUUUCGCAUCCGUGUUUUCAACUACUACUACCUGGCCUCACACCACCAGACAGACGCCUACAGCCUGCAGUUCAGUGGCAUGCUUUUUUGCCGUUUGACUCCACCCCUUUGCCUGAACUUCCUCGGCCUGAUCCACAUGGACUCUGCUAUCUCUCACCAGGCGAAAGAGCAGACAGCCUACACUUCAAUCAUGGGGUCGAUGCGUGUCCUGUCCUUUAUAGCCAACGGAUUUUAUAUCUACUAUCCCAUGCUGAUAGUCAUCCUCUGCAUUGCCACUUACUUCAGCCUUGGGACCCGCUGUCUGAACCUCCUGGGCUUCCAGCAGUUUAUGGGGGAUAAUGAGAUGACCUCUGACCUUAUCGAUGAGGGCAGGGAGUUGCUGCGUAGAGAGAGAAGAAAACGGCAAAGGAUAGAGGACGGGGAGAACAGAAGAAGAGAGUGGCGUGAGCGCUACAGCCAUCAGAGAGAAGAAACAGGAGCGAGAAACAGGGCCUCUGCCUCUGAAAUGAAGGAAACCAAUUACGCUGACACACUCAACUCCAGCUCAAACAAACAGGCUAAAUACUCUCGCGGUGGAGGCACUCGCUCUGAGAGAGACCGCAUAGAGCUCCUGCAGGAUGCAGAGCCUCUGGACUUCAAUGCAGAAACGGUCUCUGACGACCCGCUAGACUCCAACAGGCAUGCAGGAGGACGGUAUCUCUCUAUGUCCUCCUCACAGAGCAGAAUCUUUGACGAUGUGUGAACACGUUUUAACAGGAGAAGAGCAGAAAGGAAGCUGGAAUUAUCUUCUGCUCAAUCUAACAUGGCGUAAGGAGACAUUAUUGGGCUUUGUGUCCUUCAUGAAUGUAGAAUGUUACAUAAUGCUGAGAAUGCACAACAGUAAUGGGUCCUCAUGUUAUAUCCUUAAAUGGAGAGCAUGUAUCUACUAAAAACCCUGUUCCGAUACUGUUUCUAUGCUCCCUCCUCAGCUUCCUAACUCUUUUCCCUUGGAUGAAUGUUAAUGGUCCGUCCAUUCUAUUACUUACUUAUUUAUCAUUAUUAUUAUUAUUAUUAUUAUUAUUAUUAUUAUUAUUAUUAUUAUUAUUAUCAUACUUAAGGAGAAGGAACUUACCCAGAAGGCAUUGCGAUCUGAGCUUUUCAGACAAGCAAAAAUCACCAGAACAAGGUGUUUAUAUAUAAGUAAACAGGAGCAAUGAAAUAAUUCAGAUGUCACAUUUGAUUAUUGCUUUACUUUGCGAUUUAUGUUACUAGUUAGCUCAGCUUGUUACCUAGUUGUCUGUAUAUAGCUUUGUAUAAAACAGCCACAGAAAUCAGUUUUCAUUGUUUUUGCCACCAAGGGCAGAUCCAGAUUUUUUUACAUUAGUAAAACAUCCUAUCAUUCUCUCUCUCUCUCUCUCUCUCUCUCUCUUUCUAUAUAUAUAUAUAUAUAUAUAGUAGUGGCAUUACUGUAUUUGUGCUCAUAGUUGCUCCAUAGUUCCUAAAUCUAAAAAGAUUUGGUUAAAAUACCUACAACACGGGCUUCAGAAAAAAAAAAGCAUUUGUCAGGAGUUCACAAGUUCAAAUCUGCAGCUAUCAGCUCUCUGAAUGAUGGAGAUGGUGUUAAUCUCUCUUCCUUGUUAAUCAGAGUAGCGCUUAUCAGUCAUGGUGUCUGCUAGCUCAUCACUGCAGAGGAGAAGGGUUUAGCAUGAGCUGCAGUUCAGAAUGUUGUGGUGGGCUUUGUGUGUCUCUGAGGAAACAUGUUGCUAGCCUUAACCCUCCCAGGGAGGUGGAUGUUGUGGCUAUUACAAGGGGAGCUAGUGGGUGGGAAUGUGCAGAUGACCACACUGGAGAGAAAUUGAGGAGGGGAAAAAUUACCCACAGCACUACAGACUUAAUUUAAUCAUGAGCUACAUAUAAUUUAUGAACCUCUCAGAGUUGGGAUUGGCGAUGAUAUAGGUGUUACACACUUUCCGAGUCAGCAAGGUCAUUUAAAACCUUUCUCUAAAAUAUCAAAAAGCUGCAUGGAUUUUUCUUCUCUUUGCAUACAGAGAAGCUAUUUUUAAGCUGUAUAAACCUGAAUGACCCAAGCAUUAGGUCACCCCAGGCAUGAUGCAACUUGAUUAUAUCUAGAGGUGUUGUAGCAUUUUAUCACAGGCUUACACAAAUUGAACACUUCAUGGUUGGAAAAAUGCUUAUUUAUAUUACUGUAAUCUUCCUGUCAGCUCCAAUGUCAGUAACAAUUAUUCCACGGUCAGCGACAUGGCAUUUUUCUCCAUUCCCAUGUUUGAUCUGGUGUGUGAACUGAAGCUCUUGACAUGUUUCUGCAUGACGUUAAACAUUUUACAGCUGUCAUAUGAUGAAUGAUGGCUGGUGAACAGAUGGUCCUGGGAAGUGAAUAGUGAAAAUGAACAGUUUACUGUAUUUAACCCAUUUUGGGUCUGCAAUGACUUUAUUUAGGUGAAUUCACCAGUUUCACAUCAUAGAUGAUCUGCAAUUAGUUCCAGGUGUACAUUUUGACAUAUUAUAAAAUAAUAAUAUAUACAGUGUUCUCAAAUGCUUAGGUGAGAUUUGUUGGAUUGGAAGCAAGAAAUAAACUGGAAUAAUUAUUUGAAUCAUCUCACAUGAAAAGAGGCUGAGAUUUAUAUUGAAGGAAGUACACAAUUAUACAUAGUGAAGUAUGUUUUAAUGUAAUAUUCUGUCCAUGUAAAAGGUCGGUUUCCAGCCUUCAUAUGCCGCUACACCUGCACAUACAGUAGAGAAAUGAAAUCUAAUAUUUAUUCUCUUUAAAUGCCUUCCUCAGUAAAUAUGAGUGUAUUUAUUUUUGUGCACAGUGCAGAUGGGCUUGUGGGGCUGAGCGAAACUCUCAAAUUAACUUUGCCAGGUGCAGAGUUGAAAGGAGAACCACACACUCACUACUGUGUGUGUGUGUGUGUGUGUGUAUGUAUAUGUAUAUAUAUAUAUAUAUAUAUAUAUAUAUAUAUAUAUAUAUAUUUCUGUUAUCAGUUAAAAUGGGAAAGACAUUAUAUUGUUUAAUGAGUGAAUAAUGAUGGUAUUUAAUGUCAGUGUUUGUCACAGUUUUUGUGUAUAUGAUUUUGAAGUUGAUUGACAUACUGUAUCUUGCUUGUUUCAUCAGAACAGUGAUAAAGUGACCUUAUUUUUUAAGAAUGACAAAAUGAAGGAUUAUUUGACCCGCCAUACAUCACUGCACUGCCAUCCUGAAUGCAAGACUACUGUGGCUUAUUCUUUUUUGAUAAUACAUGAUACAUAUUAA
Molecule: messenger RNA, 4859 nt
Organism: Hemibagrus wyckioides
Lineage: Eukaryota; Metazoa; Chordata; Actinopteri; Siluriformes; Bagridae
Gene: lmbrd2b
Product: LMBR1 domain containing 2b
Exons: 18
Coding region: 249-2351 (700 amino acids)
Biological process (GO): adrenergic receptor signaling pathway
Cellular component (GO): membrane
Source: RefSeq, a predicted model, not a curated record